Dermacentor silvarum is the source of this 504-nucleotide messenger RNA. RefSeq names its product tissue factor pathway inhibitor 2-like. Gene Ontology annotation, molecular function: serine-type endopeptidase inhibitor activity. Lineage: Eukaryota; Metazoa; Arthropoda; Arachnida; Ixodida; Ixodidae. The transcript is spliced from 3 exons. Bases 1 to 504 code for a protein of 167 amino acids. The record is from RefSeq and is a predicted model, not a curated record.
AUGGCAGCGUUCACAUUCGGCCUGCCCCUUUUGCUCUUCGUCGUCGUCGUCAUCAUAUCGUACGCUUUCAUAGCGUCGCCGUGCCAGGAGUCGCCCGAGUGGCGGGAGUGUGUGCCCUUGCUGCCAAACAGCAGUUACUACUACGACGCAAAGCUCGACGAUUGCCUGCGCUGGGAUUCGCUGCCCAAGGGAUGCCUGAACGAUUCCAACGGUUUCGAGAACUUGAAGCUGUGCCAGCAGACGUGCAACUUUACCACUCGCAAGGCGUCCGGGAAGCCGCAGGGGAACGACUGCUGGAACGCCGUCAUUGGCGAGGCCUGCGAUGAGCGCCUGCACAAGCUGCAAUAUUUUUUCAAUCCUCUACGCUCGUCGUGCAAGGACUUGAACGACCUGUGCCUGGCGGGCAGAAACCGGUUCCCAAACUACACCGCCUGCGCUGAGACCUGCCUCCCGCGAGACGAUUCGAAUGCCCGCCGCCGCCACCAGGAGGUCUCCCGGGGCUAG